AUGGCACCUAGCAAAUCAGUGACACUAGGCGACCCGUGUUCUCGAUGCAGACCGCCAAAUAUCUUACCAUCUACAGCUCUGGCGCGCAGCGAGCCUUUCUGCACCAAAUGCUUUGCGCGAUUCCUAAGCACUAAGUUACGCAAACAAAUCCCAGACUAUAAGGUUGCCUACACGCGCGACAAGAAGGUGAUCCCCACGCGCCACCACGCUGUUGUUCCUGUGUUUUACCGUGGGGAAACCUCUACUCAGUCAUCAGUUGUGCGCGAGUGGAUAUGGCAAGACAACACGGAAACAGCAGCAGCGGUUGUGCUUGUUGAUCUUUUAGCAGAGCUUAUCCGCGAGCAGCGUCAAAAACAUGCCAAAAACCAAGGCUUUGUGCUACAUAUUCUAGUUGUAAGACCAACAACAACAACAACUACAGAAGAAACAUGUCGAAUCACUGAGUUUUUCAAGCAACACUACACCCAAGAAACUGCGUCGAUCGAAGAGCUGGGUCUCGACACUUUUGCUGGCGACGUUUUGGACGCGUUACCAUCGCGCGCAUCACGUGCAGAUGCACUUGGUCUCAUUUCACGACGUGCCAUUGCCCAGUAUCUAAACAAACUUGCCGCUGACCAUGCUGCAGAUAACUGGCAAGUCGCAGAGCUUGCAGCGGAACCUGUGGAGGGUGUAGCUCAGCGUGUGCUUGCUUCGGUGGCAAAGGGCCGCAUGAAUCUCGUGUACCGAGAUUUGGUGAAUGUGUCGACCGAUGAUUCUGCUAUUAUUUGGCCUUUGAAAGAGAUUCGGACUCAAGAGGUGACCACGUACCUAGAUCUUUUUUUCAGCACUGACAGUGAUCUUCAGUUAGGUUCGUCCGAAAUACCUGCACAGGGCCCUGCAAAGUCUUUAAGUAUUGAUGCAUUGCUACGAUCUUAUUUUGCUGAAAUCGAGUCAGCAUUCCCUUCAGUCGCCACCACCGUGGUCCGUACUGUCGAAAAGCUGGCAGAUCCAAGCACAUGUUCGCCACACAUUCUAGAGAAACUCUCGUCGUCCUCCUCAGCGGCCUCGCCUUUUGCUUCGGUUCCACAGUACGGCUCAUGCGCAGUGUGCGGCUGUGCGCGUGAAGCUAAGGUUAGCGAGUGGAUCAAGAAAAUAACCGUCAACGAAGGUGUCCAAGAAGAUGAAGUAACUACAAUAGAACUCCCGGAAGCAAUUCAGGAAUCUUCUUCAAUCGACUCGUUAUGCUACGGAUGUAUUGUCAUGCUUAAAGACUCAUCGAUAUCAACUCUCCCUGAUUGGACUGCUCCACGGGCAUCACUUUCUUCUGUUCUCUCUGAAUAUGAAUUAUAG
Molecule: messenger RNA, 1329 nt
Organism: Magnusiomyces paraingens
Lineage: Eukaryota; Fungi; Ascomycota; Dipodascomycetes; Dipodascales; Dipodascaceae
Exons: 1
Coding region: 1-1329 (442 amino acids)
Biological process (GO): tRNA wobble position uridine thiolation
Cellular component (GO): cytosol
Molecular function (GO): sulfurtransferase activity; tRNA binding
Source: RefSeq, a predicted model, not a curated record